Calypte anna (Anna's hummingbird) is the source of this 8178-nucleotide messenger RNA. RefSeq names its product solute carrier family 2 member 13 (gene SLC2A13). Gene Ontology annotation, cellular component: membrane. Lineage: Eukaryota; Metazoa; Chordata; Aves; Apodiformes; Trochilidae. Gene Ontology annotation, biological process: transmembrane transport. Gene Ontology annotation, molecular function: myo-inositol:proton symporter activity. The coding region runs from base 197 to 2137 and encodes 646 amino acids. The transcript is spliced from 10 exons. The record is from RefSeq and is a predicted model, not a curated record.
GGAACUUCCCCUCAAGUCUGUCCGGAGGUAGAGGGGGAGUAUGCGACCCGGCUGAGCGCGGCCCGAGAGGGGCGGGUAGGGCGAGGACAGGCGGCGCCAGCAGCAGCCCCGCCGCCGUAACCAGAGUCGCUCGGCAGCCGCCCGCUCCAGCUCCUUGCCCUCCCCCGGCUGGGGCAGGAGCCGCCGCGGCCGUCCCAUGUCCCGCAAGGCCAGCGACAAUGUGGAGUACACGCUGCGGAGCCUGAGCAACCUGAUGGGCGAGAAGCGGCGGCGGCAGGCGGAGGGGUCCGCCGGCUCGGGCGCGGCAGCGGCGGGCGAGCGGAGCCUCAUCGCCGCCGAGUCGUGCUCCAGCCUCAACAGCGCGGCGUCGGGCGGCGAGCUGGAGCGGGCGGCGCGGCGGCAGUUCCAGCAGGACGAGACCCCCGGCUUCGUCUACGUGGUGUCUGUCUUCUCCGCCCUGGGGGGCUUCCUCUUCGGCUACGACACCGGCGUGGUGUCGGGGGCCCUGCUCCUCCUCAAGAGGGAGCUCAACCUGGACGCGCUCUGGCAGGAGCUGCUCGUCUCCAGCACGGUGGGCGCUGCCGCCCUCUCCGCCCUGGCCGGCGGCGUCCUCAACGGGCUGUGCGGCCGGCGGCCCUGCAUCCUCUUGGCCAGCGGCCUCUUCACGGCGGGGGCCGGCGUGCUGGCUGCUGCCCGAGACAAGGAGACCCUGCUGGGGGGACGCGUGGUGGUGGGGCUGGGCAUCGGUGUAGCAUCUAUGACUGUGCCAGUGUACAUCGCAGAAGUUGCUCCACCGCACUUAAGAGGCAGAUUAGUCACCAUUAACACUCUGUUCAUCACUGGAGGGCAGUUUUUUGCAAGUGUUGUUGAUGGAAUCUUCAGCUACCUCGCAAAGGAUGGAUGGAGGUACAUGCUUGGCCUGUCGGCUGUUCCAGCAAUUAUACAGUUUCUUGGAUUCCUGUUUCUACCUGAAAGUCCCCGCUGGCUCAUUCAGAAAGGGCAGACUCAGAGAGCACGGAGAAUUCUGUCUCAAAUGCGUGGCAACCAGGCAAUUGAUGAGGAGUAUGACAGUAUCAAAAACAACAUCGAAGAAGAAGAAAAAGAAGUUGGAGCAGCUGGACCUGUGAUCUGCAGAAUGCUAACAUACCCUCCAACUCGAAGAGCCUUAAUUGUGGGUUGUGGGCUGCAGAUGUUUCAACAGCUGUCAGGGAUUAACACCGUCAUGUAUUACAGUGCUACCAUUUUGCAGAUGUCAGGAGUUGAAGAUGACAGGCUUGCAAUCUGGCUGGCUGCACUGACAGCAUUUAUAAACUUCAUUUUCACUCUCGUGGGAGUCUGGCUCGUUGAAAGAAUGGGUCGCCGGAAACUUACACUUGGUAGCUUAGCAGGUACUGCUGUAGCACUCAUUAUCCUAGCUUCGGGAUUUUUGCUGUCAGCUCAGGUCUCGCCAAGAAUCACACUUAAUCCACCAGACCCUUCACAUCAAAACUCUACCUGCACAAAAUACAGUUACUGUAAUGGGUGUAUGUUAGAUCCAGACUGUGGUCUCUGCUACAAAUUGAAUGAAUCAAAUGUUGUUGAGUCCUCAUGUAUUCCUGUUGAUAAAGAUUCUACAAUGAAAGCUGCAUGGGGCAGGUGUUCAAAUGAAACAGUAUUCAAAAAGGAAGAUUUGUUCUGGGCAUACAAUUUCUGCCCCACUCCAUACUCUUGGACAGCACUUCUGGGCCUUAUUUUGUACUUGGUUUUCUUUGCACCUGGAAUGGGUCCUAUGCCCUGGACUGUCAAUUCUGAAAUCUACCCACUUUGGGCUAGAAGUACAGGAAAUGCAUGUUCCUCUGGAGUCAAUUGGGUUUUCAAUGUGCUCGUGUCACUGACAUUUCUGCAUACAGCAGAAUAUCUGACAUACUAUGGAGCCUUCUUCCUUUAUGCAGGGUUUGCUGGCUUGGGACUGGUUUUCAUCUACGGCUGCCUUCCUGAGACUAAAGGGAAAAAACUAGAGGAAAUUGAAUCUUUGUUUGAAAGCAGGCUAUGUACAUGUGGUAUGUCAGAUUCUGAUGAAGGGAGAUAUAUCGAGUAUAUUCGGGUGAAGGGAAGCAAUUACCAUCUUUCUGACAAUGAUGCUUCUGAUGUGGAAUAAUUUUCAGCUGCUGAUGUAUUUAAUCAUUUAAAAGCCUUCUGAAGGGAAAAGCAGCUCUCUGAUGACCUCACUGCCCUGCUUCUGGUCUGGUUCUCCUUUCUACUGUCUAGUAAAAAAUGCCUUCAUGUUCAAAAAAUGCUCCAUUUGGGAGGAAAUUCAAUAUGUGAGUGUUUUCUUGAUAACUAAAAGCGGUGGCUCCCAAGAGAUCGCAUCCCAUGAUUAUGUGAAUUCACCAAGUGUGCACGACCGAGGUAUUUGGUAGGGUGCACUAUACCAGAUGAAUACAGAAGGCUAUCUGAGAUGGUCACUGGUUGUGCUUAUCUUCAAUACUGACAAAAGAUUAAAUAAUAGAACAGAUAAUCAGCAACCAGCCAACAACUGUCAGAUCAGCAUCCCAUAGCAGCAGAGCAGAUAGCUCUGCUGUGCAAUUCAACCAAUGAUGAAUGCAUAAGCUGCUGUCAUGGCAGCCAUUUCAAAGGUUUAACUGACUGGGAAAUACAAAUUUCUGCUAUAGCUAUUGGAGGGAACAUUUCCCACUUAACCCUAAGAGAAUUCCCAUUUUUAUUUGUUUGAGAUAACAAGUAGAAAGCCAUGGUCACCUGUAUGGAAGUCCCUAGGGUGCGGUAGGUCUGUGUUACACUGGACUGUCCAGCCACUGCUGCUCUGGAGUUCACACCACGGUUCAGAGCUGGUGUUUGUGAGAGAAAAUGCUGAAAUUAACUACUUGACAGCAGGAAAGCCGUACACGUACAAAUGAACUGCUAUAUAUUGCUGUGUUCAAAGUAGAGGCUUCAUUUAGUUGGAAAAAAAUUAUUUUUGUUUCCCUUUCUUGCAUUUGAAUGUUUGGGUUCGUGCCAAGUUUUGAAUACAAAGUGUCAUUAGCUAAACAGAGAAGAAGGAGGGAAGAGGUUUUCUGCUGCUAAAUGCAGAGUGGUCAUCCCUCCAGCGCCUUUUGCUCAUGAAUAAUCAUAUUGCCUUCACUUUAUCUUUGCAAUGAAUCCCAGCACAUUUUUCCUUGAAAUGCUCUUAGUCAACCAGUGUCUUGCUGGAUCUGAAGAGGAAUAUUAACAAUGGGCAGAAGCCUUCAUCUCCUAGUAAUUGCCUUACCGAAGCAUUGCAAAAUUGUCAAGAAAAUGUCAGGCACAAAAAUCAACUUGGCUGCCUUCAGCCUGGUAAUGAACAUGUGAAUGGUAUUUUAUUAACUUGCCAUGCUUGCUUGCCUUGGCAAAUUGAAUUUUAUGCAGCUACAUUAAAAUAUUGUGGGGUUUUUUCCCUUGUCCUUUCCUCACUGCUUUAAGUCUUCAAAGAUGUGAGUUUGAAAGCAUCAACAAUUCAAAUUCAUAUCUUUGAAACAUUUACUUCAUGCAAGAAUGCAUAAAAACUCCUCUGCCUAUGGGCUAUCCCCCCAUUUCUUUGGUAAAAAUAUAUUUAUUUUUUGUUGUGUAAAGAUUGAAGAAGCUGUUGGGUUCGUUACCUUUUAUAAAUUUGCCUUGUGCACUUUUUUGGGGGUUGAAAUACAUUUUCAAUAUAGAAUUGCUAUCAAAACUGAGACUGGACAUUUAUUACUGACUUAUUUUUAUUAGAUAACAUGGAGUUUUGUUUUAAAGAAAUCUGACAUAUUAUCUGAUAUUCUAGGAGGAAUUUCUUACUCUCCAAUUAUUGAACUUCAGCAGUUGGGUGUAUUUUUGCAUUUUUUUUCUUUUUUACUUCAUUAAUCAAAGAAAUAUUUUUUGAAAGAAAAUAUUUUAAAGCAUCCUUCCCUGACUUGACUGGGACUAAAGGGGGAAAGCAUAGCAGACAGAGGGAGUUUCAAACAAAGAGUGGCCACACCUUGAACAUCUCCUUGUGUGGUGACAGGGCUGGAUUCUUGCACCUUUCAUCUAGCCUCCCAUUUAUGUGCACAAUAUUUUUAUGCUUGGGAGCACCAGCUGUUGAAAGUGCUCGAGUCUCCAGACCUAUCUUCCAAUCCCCACCCACUGUAGGAUGUCUCUGUUAGGCUGUCACCUCUCUGAAACGUUCACUGAAGGGGUGAUACCUGAAAUGAGAAAGAAAGGUCUUGGCACAGAUGAGAACAAAAUAGUUUUAAGGCCAAGUUGGUUUCCUCCUGAAACAAAAAAUGAAUGUUUGAAGACCCUUAUUGGGAUCAGUUUUGUCACCUAGAAUGACAUGUGAAUAGGUGUAUUACACCCAUCCUGUGCUCCUGUGGUAUCCUACAUAGAUUUCAGUAGGUAUUUACUGGCUUUACAGAGCAAGCACUUAUGGCUCUGAUCUCCACAAAAGGAUAAGCCCACACUCACCCUUACACCCAUGAAUAUCUCUUUGUUUCAUGCGUUUUGCUGGAGCAGGGUGUAAGCCAGGGAGGGUGUCCCUGGGCCAGCACAGUGUUCAGGCAGACCCCACACUUCACUGCAUUUGUGUCCACAGGCAGAGGAACCUGCUGCAUUUAUUGGGCAUAACCAGGGCACAGUCACUGGAAAGGUGGCUGUCACAAGAUGAGGUUUUUUUGUUUUGCAGGCAAUGCUGGGGCUUAUUAGGAGCAGCAGACCAUCCUGCUCUCCCACUCUUUUUCCACAGACGUUCUCAAAAGCAGUGCUAGGUGCAUACAGCACUGAGCUUGUUUUCUCAUGCAACAAGUUGUGUCUUGCUGAAAGCAGUUUUCUGAAGAUUUGCAUCCUGUGGCCUUUUUCUCAAGGCAAAACAAUUGAAACAAGUGCAUUUUAUUCAUCAUUGUUACUGUCACUGAGGGUGCAAAAUAUAUCAGCUACGUUAUUGUCAACUCCCCCUUUACCACCUGCGAAGAGUUGGGUUUAAGUCUUCCUUAGGGUUGCUGUACACCAAGACAACAUUCCAUACUUCAGAAACACUGAACCUAGUAGCAAGCAUAGUAUAAUAAAAGUGAGAUCAAAUACUUGAAAUUAAUCUUACUCAAUUAGGGUUUAUUUUUAGAAUCUGUGAAAAUUUAUAAUGUAUGAAGAAAAUUAAAUAAAAUGUUUCUAUUUUGCUAAGAUUUUUUUAUAUUUGUGCAUAUUUUAAGUUUUAAGAAAUUUUUUGCUAAAGGUAGACUUAUUAACAUUCCAGAUAAAAGAGUAAAAAUACAGCGUAGCUGAAUAAUUUCUUAUAACAGUAUUUUAAUUUAUGAAAUUGAAACAAUAGUAUGUCUAAGCACAAUAUUGUUUUAGUGUAACCUUUUUGCAGAAGAUGUGGAAUUGUUUCUUCACGAGUACUGCACACUUAAUUCAGGUAUUCUGUGCAUAAGGAAUGCUAGAGUAAUACUGCUGGUAGGUUUGGGUGUAUUGAUUAUAUGAACAAUUUGGGAUAUUUUAAUUCUGAUUAAUCUUCUCACUUUAUGUGUUUUGGUCUAAGAGCAAGUAUGAAAGAAACAAGUCCUGAUGCAUUUUAAAUCUUCUUAAAAUUUGAUACACAUGCAGCAAUUUGUUCAUCAUGUUGCAAAUCUAAAUUGUUUGCAGCGUUGAGAUAAUUUGCCACUUGUUUCUUCCCCUGGUCACUCCACUGAUAAAUAUCAGGUUUUAACAAGAGAAGCAAACCUGUUUUGAAAAUAGAAAUGAAGCAAGGCCCCAGGACUCAUUUGGAGGGGGGCUGAACUUGCAUUGCUAUGCAUGCACUUUAUGUUCUCUCAUAGAUGUUGCUACCGUGUGAAUUGCAGUGACAGCCAUGUCAGAAACUUUGGGAUACUUUUUAUGGAACAUUAUUCCAAUGCCAACUUAAUUUUGCAUAAGUGGGAAAAUGCAGCAUUUUACCAGUGUAGGGUUGGGAGGGGAGAAGAAAUAAAGGAUAUAGGAUAUAGGAAAGGAUAUAUUCUUCUUCUGAGGGAGAAGAAUGAUGGGAACAAGGGACUGUACUUGGUCCUGUGGGUGGGAAUGGGGGUGGAGAAGCAUGUGUUCCUCUCUCAUACCCACCCAGAGGUGAGAACAUGUCAACUGAGUUUGGAAAGCUACUACUUUUUCCCUUGGUGGAAUCUCUUUUGCCCUCAGUCACUCAGGUUGAGCACUGGGGAGCAAUUUUGACUUUCAAGGCCUGCUACAGGCCCUGGAUGAGGGUCUUUCCUUCGGCCAGGAGGGUGAUGGUUGCAGUCCCAUGAGCAAUUGGCUAGUUAAAGAUAGGCCUUGCACUUCUCACCUCUGUACUCCACUUCCUACUCCUCAACAUCAACACACUUCUAAUAUGGUCUUGAAGUUUUACUUUUAUAAGAGGCUUUGUUAGCUGAAAGUCACUAAGCAAGAAAGGCAGGCAGCUCAUAGCAUAGGGAGAUCUCGGGGUAGGAAUCGAGGCAGAAGAGACAGUUCUGUGAAGCACUUUAAAGGGUAAGAUAUUUGUGCACUUUUUUCUAAGAGAGUCAAGAUAACCAAAACCAUUUUCUCUUCAUUGAGAAGAAAAUAAUCGAGCUUUGUGUACCAGGCCAGAAGCAGAUAAUGCCACAAUAUGUGCUUUAUGGCAAAAUGUGUUUUUAUUGCGGGUAACAUUUACAGCUUACAUGUAGCUGCUGCCUAUAAAGUGACUCAGUCAUUCUCUGGAUUUUAACAAAUCACAUUUUUGUGCAAAAAUCUUAGCGGUUUUCUAUCGAUCUUCAUCGCCUUGUGUACAGUACAGUUAAGCAUAAUCCACAAAGUGGUCUAGGUUGUGGCAGUGUUACAAAUGUCAGCACAGUAAAAUCUAGGUGAACAUUGUUAAAGAAAUAUUGUUGUUUGUGAUAAAACUGGGGGUAAAAACUCCUUAAAGGCAACUAUAUAUAGAUUUUAAAAGUCUGGAAAAAAUGGCAGUUCUUAUCUAUUUUGUGUAUGUUUUCAUAUAGAGAAGGAGUUUUUUAUGUGCCAAUAACCAUCACUGUAGUGUUUUGUAAAUGGGUGUUAAUGGUGUUCUGGAGUUCUGUAUAUGAGAAUAUUCUUUAGCCACAAUGACCUGUUAUUGUGAACCAGCAGCAUGUUUUUAAUCUUACUCACACCUCUAAUCAGAGGUGCUCACUCAUCGGCUUCAGUAGAGAUCACUCACACCAGGGGAAGUUUGACCAGCAUCAGGCCUCAAAAGUACAGAGUUAAUCUAAAUUUCCGCUUUUUCACAUUAUCACUAAACAGUAUGUUACAUGUCAGUGAUCUGGCAUGUAUAAUUAUAAAGCUUCAACUCUGAUUCAGUUGCAGUCCUUGAUUCUGUUGAGAUACAGUUUGUCAAAACUUGGUUUGGCUUUGCAUCCCAUUUAUAUAAAUAAGGGGCGCACUGAUUAAUUAUGAAUAAUAUCCACCUGUUUCUAAAGGAAGCAUCAGUUUCUGAAGUGUUAAAAUAAAGGCAAACUUCUCUUGCUGCCUUAAACAUUACUUUAGAGAGGACUGAAUGUAUGACCAUCAUUGUGACCUCUGCAGAAGAAACUUCACGGGUCCUCAGCAGGUGAAACAAGGUGGUUUUGUGGUGCUGGGAUACUGCAUUAAACUGCAGACCCAUCUGCUGUCUGUUCUAUUUCAACUGUUCCAGUAGUCCCUGUGAAAUUGAUAGGAUUAUUCAUAUGCUUGAUAUUCCCCAUGUUCUCAGUGUCCUGCUGGUUCAGGGCAUGGCUGGGAAGUGGCAAAAGUCACAUCUCCACUUUCCAUAAAGCAUCUUGCAGCCCUACAGAAGUGUCAACUAGAUCUUUCUGUGACAAAUUCUAUGUAGAAUAUUUGAGACAUUAUUAGAGACCAAAUCGAUAGUUAUACUUCCAUGUGGAAUAGUAACAUGCAUAUGACACCAUCAGGCAAUCUCUAAUCCCUGGGCACAGAUUAUGGUGUUUGGUACAGAACAGGUUUUGGCAAAACUAAUUGUCAGGGUGUCCAAGUUAUUUCUUAACCAUGUCAAAUAUGUGCCAUUUCCUUUUGCAACCAGUCAAGCCUAUAAUGUAUGAAAGUGUUGUACAUUUUCUGAAACUUAUGUGAUGUAAAAUUAUUUAAUUGACUUCUGAUUGCUUUAAUGACGUUUGGUCUUUACAUAGAAGUAAAUAUCUUCAAACAAUUGUCAGUGCCAGAAGUGUAAAUGAACAAAAUAAAAGGUGAGAUACUUAA